CUCUCCCGACUCUCCCUCUCCACUCUUAACUCCAUCUCGGUUCAGAAGCAGAGAGCGACCAUUCCAAAGCAUCGUCCGUACAGUUUACAGUUCUUAAUUUAUAAAAAAAUGGACUGGGGUUCGAAUGGUGAAGAACCCACUUCCUGGGAAGAGCUUUACAGUAUUAAUUUGAUACCAUCAGAGUUGUUUCUCAAGUUCCGGAAAGAAGUGCAAGGUUUAAGGGUCGGCCUCAAUUUGGAGUUCUAUAAUGCUCCAUGCAAUGAGUUUCAAGGAAAGCUUGUCUUGAAGCCCUUAGCUCCUGAACGGAUGUGGAAGUUCAUCUAUGAGCCUAUCCAUCAGGAUGUUCGUAUUCUUUCGAAAAAGAUUCCUCUAACUGGAUAUUUGAAUCUCCAGGUUGGAGUAGGCCAUAAUUUUCAAAUGAAUGCUACUGGAUGGAAAUGGAAACUUACUACAUGUUUUGGUGGAGAUGGUAUAUCUCGGAUCCGGAAUAAGACAUCUCUUGGUGUGUGCCCUGGUGUGGAUAUGCGCUUUGGGUGGAGGGCUGAUUAUGUACUUCCAGAAGUUACUGGGGCUCUGGGCACUGGUGAACCAUGGUUCAACAUGAACUCGGGAAAGUUGCAAGCAUCAUUAGAUAGAGUGGAGACCAUUCUAACCUAUACUGAUAUCCACAAUUUCUACAAGCCUAAGGACCAGGUAUGACUUGUUGAAUUUAAUCACUUAAUAGAUGAUAGCUGAAAUUUUUCUGUAUGUAGGAGAUUUUCCCAACUUAUUUCUUAUAGUGAGUCAUGCAUCCAUAGUAUGUUGUAGGAAACACUUAUGAGAGGUUUAUCAACUAAAACUCUUGAUCCAAUAUCUGGAUGAAAGCUGUAGCUUUCAAGAUUUUUGGUCACUCGAACUUCUAUUCUUCAACUCAAACAUGAAAAUUCACUUUUGAAAGUGUACUGAUUUCCUAGCUUGUGUUGUGAUUCUGUUUGUUUUUUAUUUUAUUGGUUGACACCCAUAUACACCAUGGACAUCCUAGGCUGUGUAGAACAUGCUAAUCCAAAUGAAUUAUCUUUGUUUUGCUAUGCCUUUUUCAAAUGAAUUAUUACUUGAUUCCAUGCGUGUUGAAUUUGUGAACUUGCCUUUUUGUAGUUUAGAUUUCAGAAUCUCUAAUGGUACAUUUGCAAUAUACAACAGAUGGGUAUGGAUAAGAUUGGGUUUGGGAUUAAUCUGUUACAAAGUAGCUCCACGGUUUGAUUUUACAAUGCAUUUUUACUUU
Prunus mume (Japanese apricot) is the source of this 1261-nucleotide messenger RNA. Lineage: Eukaryota; Viridiplantae; Streptophyta; Magnoliopsida; Rosales; Rosaceae. The record is from RefSeq and is a predicted model, not a curated record.